This is a messenger RNA of Cryptomeria japonica (Japanese cedar), 2526 nucleotides long. RefSeq names its product glutamate receptor 2.9-like. Gene Ontology annotation, cellular component: plasma membrane. Gene Ontology annotation, molecular function: glutamate-gated receptor activity. The record is from RefSeq and is a predicted model, not a curated record. Bases 1 to 2526 code for a protein of 841 amino acids. NCBI's taxonomy places the organism in Eukaryota, Viridiplantae, Streptophyta, Pinopsida, Cupressales, Cupressaceae. The transcript has 6 exons.
AUGAGGUUGAAGGAGUGCAAGGCAGUCAUUGAUCACGAUGCGCAGAUGGUAGGGACAAUGUUUGCUAUCAUUUUGCUCUCAAAUCUAUGCUUUUCAAUCGAAGCCGAUCACAAUGUUCAUGUAGGGGCUAUUGUGGACUUUGAUACUUUGGUGGGGAAGGUGGCCAAAACUGCUAUUGAAUUAGCCGUGCAGGACGUGAAUAAUGAUCCAAAGCUUCUGAAUGGCGUGCGCCUCCUCCUGCAUAUGCGCGACGGGCAAGAAAAUUCACUCCGGGCUGCAAGCGCUGCUGUUGACCUGCUGAAAGACGAAGCAGUAGCAAUAAUCGGCCCACAAACGUCUCAAGUGUCAGAGUUCGUAUCAGAUGUGGGAGAUGCAGGCACUGUGCCGAUUGUGUCCUUCUCUGCUACGAGUCCUCUGCUUUCCAACUCCAGAUUUCCUUACUUUGCUCGCAUGGCACGGAGCGAUGCGUUGCAGAUGAAGGCCAUUGCAGCCCUCUCCAGAGUCUUCGUUGCUCACAUGAAUGCCCCUCUUGGAUUGAAAUUGUUUGCGGAGGCGCAUGAGAUAGGAAUGAUGGGUUCGGGUUAUGUCUGGAUAGCAACGGACGGCUUUACCAGUCUUUUGGAUACUCUGCUCAAUGAUUCCACCAUGGCAUCCAUGGAAGGCAUCGUUGGAGUGAAAACUUAUGUUCCCAAUUCAGGAAAGCUCAAGGAUUUCACUAAACGUUGGAAACGAAAAUUUAGAGCUGAAAACCCGGAUGAGGAUUACGCGCAGACAGAGCUCAAUCUAUACGGUUUAUUGGCUUAUGACAGCUUGCUGAUGGUGGCCAGGGCCGUUGCUAAAUUGACAUCCAAUAAUACCCUUACCCGCUUCAACUUCUUGAAGCCUUCUAGUCCUCCACUAGCACUUGGAAAUGAAACGGACUUGACAAGAAUCAGGGUGUUUCAGCAGGGGCAGCGGCUUUUGCAACACAUACUUGAAAUUAGCUUUACUGGGCUGAGCGGAGAUGUUAGACUUAAAAAUGGAGAACUAUCAGGGUCUACCUAUGAGAUGGUAAACGUGGUAGGCAAAAGUUACCGUUGCAUUGGUUACUGGACGGAGGAAAAUCAAGUUCUGUCCAGGGUUUUACCGCUUCCUCCUUACUCUACUUUAGAAAGUCUUAAGGCAGUGAUUUGGCCAGGAGGAGGAACGCAGAUUCCACGAGGUUGGGCGAUACCAACAAUCACCAAAAGGCUUCGAAUCGGGGUGCCUGUGAAGGAUGGCUUCGGGGAAUUCGUUACGGUCAACUAUGAUAAAAGCCGUAACCAGAGCAUUGUCACGGGAUUCUGUAAGGAUGUAUUUGACGCGGUUCUCAGGCGGCUUGAUUACGCCUUGCAAUAUGAUCUCAUUCCUUAUGAAACUGACACCAGUGACAAUCUCGUCUAUCAAGUUUACCGCAAUAAGUUCGACGCCCUGGUGGGUGAUAUAACAAUUUUGGCGAAUCGAAGCAACUAUGUGGAUUUCACAUAUCCCUUUACAGAAACUGGCAUGGUAAUGGUGGUGCCUAUUACUACUGGUAGAGGCAAUAAUCCGUGGGCGUUUCUCCUUCCAUUUACUGCCGACUUGUGGUGUGCAACAGUAGCAUUUUUCAUCUUUACAGGAGUUGUGGUAUGGCUCCUUGAGCGUAGAAUAAAUGCGGACUUUAGUGGAGACGCCUAUACCCAAGUGAUCACUAUUCUAUGGUAUAAACUAAUGUUAUCUGCAAGGGAGAAGAUCAAGAGGAAUUCGAGUCGAAUUGUAAUUAUAAUCUGGCUUUUUGUAGUUCUGAUAUUAAUGUCGAACUACACAGCCAAUCUCACAUCAAUCCACACAGUUCAACAAAUGACGCCAACGAUUACAAGUGUUGAGUCUGUCCGAAACAAAGGAGUUGCAGUAGGCUAUCAAACAGGGUCUUUUGUGGGUGAGUAUCUGCAACAGCAUUUCGGCAUAUCAAAAAUGAAAUUGAAAUUUUAUUCAACUCCCCAAGAAUAUGCAGAGGCUCUGACAAAGGGUCCAAAUAAUGGUGGUGUUGCUGCUGUUUUCGACGAGAUCCCGUACAUCCGGCUCUUCUUGUCUAAGCAAUGCGGAUAUAUCAUCGUGGGGCCUACCUACAGAACAGGCGGUCUUGGAUUUGUGUUUCCCAAAGGUUCUCCUCUGCUGUCAGACAUUUCGAGGGCCCUUUUAUCCGUGUCAGAGGACAAAGAAAUGCAGAAAAUUGAAGCGAUGUAUUUCAAUGACACCGUCUGCGGUAGUCCUGGAGCAGCAGCAGAUUCCAACAGGUUGAGCAUUUAUAGCUUUUGGGGGCUGUUUCUUAUUACUGGAUCCGUAUCACUCAUAGCCCUCAUUGAAUUCUUCUGCCGUCCUGUCUACGAAAAUAUGUGGACACUUAAGUAUUUCAUAAAUAUUCUGGUAUACAAUAUACUUAAUUCCAGGAGUUCCUCCACUGCUCCAAGUGGAAAUUCGGUUACCGUAUCCCCGUCUGUUGUCCCUACCAAUGGUGUUUUAACAUAA